AAUGAGGAAGCCACAAGCCCACCACCAUUGCACUCAAAAGCUUCAGCUCAAGCUCAAGGUCCACACCAACAAUGGCAAGCAGCAGCUCAGUGCUGGCCGUCCUGGCCACCCUAGCCCUGCUGCUCUCCCCAGCCGCCUCAGCCCUCUCGUCCACGCUGUCCCCGGACUUCCACGCGGAGACGUGCCCGCAGCUGGACGGCAUCGUGCGCGCGGCGGUGCAGGCCGCCCUCACGAGCGAAAUCGCCAUCGCCGCCGGCCUCGUACGCAUCUACUUCCACGACUGCUUCCCGCAGGGCUGCGACGCCUCCAUCCUCCUCAACAACACCGCCGCCCGCGAGACGGCGCUGGGCCCCAACCUCACCAUCCAGCCGCGCGCCAUGCAGCUCGUCGAAUCCAUCCGGUCCACGGCGCACGCCGCCUGCGGGCCCGUCGUCUCCUGCGCCGACAUCACCCUGCUCGCCACCCGCGCCGCCAUCGUCGCGUCCGGCGGGCCCACCUUCCCCGUGCCCCUCGGCAACCUCGACAGCCUCGCCCCGGCGUCACAGGACAAGGUGUUCGACCUCCCGUCGCCGGCCACCGCCAGCGUCGCCGCUCUUGUGCAGUCCUUCGGCACCCGGGGCCUCGGCGACGUCGCCGACCUCGUGGCGCUCUCCGGCGCGCACACCAUCGGGAGGUCGCAGUGCGGCAGCUUCUCCGACAGGUCUCAGCGUGCCGACGACACUUUCUCCAGGAAGCUCGCCGCCAACUGCAGCAAGAACCCGGACCGUCUGCAGAACCUGGACGUGAUCACCCCCGACCUGUUCGACAACGGGUACUACAAAGCGCUGGGGUUCAACCAGGGCGUGUUCACCUCCGACAUGGCGCUGGUCAAGAACAAGACCACCGCGGCCAUCGUGAAGCAGUUCGCCGCGAGCAAGGAUGCCUUCUUCGCGCAGUUCGCCAAGUCUAUGACCAAGCUCGCCAGCGUGCCCAAGCCGGCGGGCAACGUUGGGGAGAUCCGCCGCUUCAGCUGCUUUAGGACCAACGCCCAGAGCGCCGUCAUCAUCGAGACCGCCGGCAAGGAGGAGGCCUUCGCCGCUUCCGCAUGAUCGGUCGUUCCGGCAGCCGACUGGCAUGCAUGCAGUUCCCGCAGACCGCGCGUGACGUUAGCGUGUAGUGCACUGCUGUCCUACUAGUGUUGUUCUUGUGUGGGUUUGAGGGUUUGUGUUGACUGUUUUUGUUGCGUUGGAGUAGUAAUAAUAAGACGACACAUGCGGCGGACUCAUGGAUGUCAUUGAGAAAUGUUUGUAGAUUCUCAUGCCGGCCGGUCUCACUAUUGAAAUCUACUAGCUCUUUAUUUUGUACGUAUA
Messenger RNA from Triticum dicoccoides, 1349 nucleotides. Its product is annotated as peroxidase 66-like. The transcript has a single exon. NCBI's taxonomy places the organism in Eukaryota, Viridiplantae, Streptophyta, Magnoliopsida, Poales, Poaceae. The record is from RefSeq and is a predicted model, not a curated record. The coding region runs from base 72 to 1088 and encodes 338 amino acids. Gene Ontology annotation, biological process: response to oxidative stress; hydrogen peroxide catabolic process. Gene Ontology annotation, molecular function: heme binding; peroxidase activity.